Cladocopium goreaui is the source of this 579-nucleotide messenger RNA. The record is from the annotation of a GenBank genome assembly. Lineage: Eukaryota; Dinophyceae; Suessiales; Symbiodiniaceae.
AUGCGGCCGUCCGCAGCUGUCAGCCUGCCCGUAAGGGCCGCGCAGUGUCUGAACAAGGGCUGCGACGCGAGGCAGACGGCGAGACGCAUGGACCAAAAUCAAGAGAAACCCAGCAAGACCGACCGAGCCGUGAAGAAGUACUACAAGGACCUGACCAAGUCUCGCCUUUUGGUCAACGACUUCUUGGAGAAGAACGGAUUCACAGCUGGCCAGCCGAACAGUAAGCGAAGCUCCUGGUUCUGUAGCACCUAUCCCUUGAAUGAAGCGGUGAAGCAAGGUGAUGCAUAUAUCACCUCGGAGCUCCUGCGUUUUGGAGCUGACCCAAGUCUCAAGGACACGUGGGGACGGAGCGCCUACGACUACGCCGCGCGUGGUCCCCCCGAAAUCCUUCAGAUCUUGGCGCGUCAUCCCAACGAACGGCAGAUGGACGCAGAGGGCAACCGCUGGCAGAUGCAUCCACCACCUGCCGGCUAUGCGGAAUUCUUUGCAAAAGUCGAGCAGGACCCUUUAGUGCGGGUUGGCUCGUGUGAAGCCCGAUGGCUGUGUAUCCUUGGAACACGAUGUCUGCGAAGUACAUGA